GCUCUCUUUAACCAAGGUGUUUCUGCUCGCUGACUUUGUGCAGAGGAAUUCUUGAAUACCUGCAGCCGUCCUUCCCAUUAUCAGCCAAAGAUGCUGUUUAAUUUGAAGACCUUGCUGAGGAGUGCAGCUUUCCGACAAGGAAGCCAGUUGGCAGUUCGAAAUUUUCAAUGUGGAAAAUCAGUACAAAGCAAUGUCCAGUUGAAAGGACGUCAUCUCUUAACUCUAAAAGAUUUUACAGGAGAAGAAAUCAAGUAUUUGCUUUGGCUAUCAGCAGAUCUGAAGCACAGAAUAAAACAGAAAGGAGAGUAUUUGCCUUUGUUACAAGGGAAAUCCCUCAGCAUGAUUUUUGAGAAAAGAAGCACAAGGACAAGAUUGUCAACAGAAACAGGAUUUGCUCUGCUUGGAGGACAUCCUUGUUUCCUGACGACCCAAGAUAUCCAUUUGGGAGUGAACGAAAGUCUCACAGACACUGCACGGGUGCUUUCUAGCAUGACAGAUGCCAUUCUGGCUCGUGUAUAUAAACACUCUGAUUUGGACCACUUGGCCAAAGAAGCUUCAGUACCAAUAGUCAAUGGGUUGUCAGAGAUAUACCAUCCUGUCCAAAUUCUGGCUGAUUACCUCACUCUCCAGGAACAUUAUGGUUAUCUGAAAGGCCUCACGCUUAGCUGGAUCGGUGAUGGGAACAAUAUUCUACACUCCAUCAUGAUGAGUGCUGCUAAAUUUGGAAUGAGUCUGCAGGUGGCUACACCCAAGGGUUAUGAACCUGAUCCUGGUAUCACCAAGCUAGCAGAGCAAUACGCUAAAGAGCAUGGUACCAAGUUGUCUCUGACUUUUGAUCCAAUGGAAGCUGCACGAGGGAGCAACGUCUUAAUCACCGACACGUGGAUAAGCAUGGGACAAGAGGAAGAGAAGAGCAAGCGGCUACGAGACUUUCAAGGUUACCAGAUAACAAUGAAGACAGCUGGAGUUGCUGCUCCCAACUGGACAUUUUUACACUGCUUGCCCAGAAAACCAGAAGAGGUUGAUGAUGAAGUAUUUUAUUGUCCAAGGUCACUUGUAUUUCCAGAAGCUGAAAACAGGAAAUGGACAAUCAUGGCUGUCAUGGUUUCCCUGCUGACAGAUUACUCACCACAGCUGCAGAAGCCUACCUUUUGAUGCUUCGGCUCUUUCCAAGGGGGAAAAAUAUUUUGCAGCAACAGUAUAUUCUAGUCCAUGGGGAGGUGGAGAGAGAGGAAGAAGAAGAUCAAAGAAUUGACCCAUUCCCUAAUGUAGCCAAUAGGUAGAUUGUACAAUAUUGCUUUGCCCUUGUGAUCCCAUACAAUCCCAUACAAUACUGAAGCUUUGUCAUUUGCGCCUUUUUUUUGCCUCGUUGUUUAAAGCUCAAUAGGGUUUGUGUUUGCUUAUACUUUUAAACUGUCAUUUAGCGAAUGAAUUUGAACAUUCAUUUAGCGAUUGUUGGGUUUGCCACUUCAGCAUAAGAAAACAGAACUCACAAAGCAGGCUAUAUGACUUAUUUGUGAUAGCCUAAUGGAUCAUUACCUACAGUGAUUUGCACAUCAUAGUAAUAAAUAAUGAUAAUAACAUCACAUUUGUAUAGCAGUUUAAGAUUUACAACAAUGUUUUCCCCAUAACGACCUGUUGAGCUGGUGGCUCGGCAGUGAAUACAGGUUGCUGUCAUGUCCUUUUGGAAGGACGCAACAAUCCUUGGCUACCCGCAAGGCCAAAUAACUCUCCUCCCAAAUGGAUUACACUAUUAAGAAUACCAAUGGGACUGACUGGAUGUUCUGUUGUGGAGGAGGGGUAAUAAUCCUAAGAGGCAGCUUAACCAUGGCCAAACUCUGCAGUUACUUGCCAGGCCUUCCGGGAAGGCAGGGAUUGGGUAUCUUUAAAAACAGAAUUCUGGCUACUCUUAAAAGGAUGUUUAGAGUUACCACACUGGGCAAGCCCUUGCAAGAAAGUGGAACAUCUCUGUUUUCAUAGCUAAGUAUACGUGUUCCACUCAGGACAGAAGCAAAAACUUUUAUAAACAAUUGAUAGCCAGCCAAGAGGCUAACAUGCAAAUUUUUUUUUUAACUUUAUGUUGCUUUCACCUGAGUUCAAAUCCUUCUGACAUUAGCUACUUACCUAUGGACAAAGACUCCUCCGAAUUUCUGUUUCUUCUUCUCUAAGAUGGUGAUAAUGAUACCCAUAGUACCUAUUUCUGAAGGUGGAAGGCUGGAAGGCUCCAAUGAGAAGAUGUAUAUAAAGCAUUUGGCAAACUUUAGUGCAAAUCAUGAGUAUUGCUAUUAUUAUAAGCCACCUCCAGAUAUUCCUAUAGAGCUAUUACAGCUGAAAAGAUAUUUCUUUCUCUAAUUUCUAUAUAUAUAUGCUACUGUAUUGCUUUCUUAGAAUCAAAAUGAGAUUCAUGUAUUUUGAAUAAUUGUAAAAUUUUAUUUUAUAAUCAGUUAAUCAAAGACCUCAAAAAGUUCAGUGCAUCUUCAUCAGGACAUUUCACAAGGAAGAGUAAAACAAGUAAAAUCACUUCCUUGGCAUUCCACCUACGUAGUAUUCUAGUUGUAGACUGGCCAGCUGUGACCUUAACAAAUCAGCAGGAGAUAAAUUAUGUAUGAGAUGUUCAGUGAAGAAUCCAUAAAAUUGUUUAUGCAAAAAGA
This is a messenger RNA of Phascolarctos cinereus (koala), 2651 nucleotides long. It is a transcript of the gene OTC, whose product is annotated as ornithine transcarbamylase. Lineage: Eukaryota; Metazoa; Chordata; Mammalia; Diprotodontia; Phascolarctidae. Gene Ontology annotation, molecular function: amino acid binding; ornithine carbamoyltransferase activity. Gene Ontology annotation, biological process: L-citrulline biosynthetic process. Gene Ontology annotation, cellular component: mitochondrion. The record is from RefSeq and is a predicted model, not a curated record.